This is a messenger RNA of Setaria italica (foxtail millet), 1864 nucleotides long. Its product is annotated as cytochrome P450 71A1. The coding region runs from base 78 to 1649 and encodes 523 amino acids. Lineage: Eukaryota; Viridiplantae; Streptophyta; Magnoliopsida; Poales; Poaceae. Gene Ontology annotation, molecular function: oxidoreductase activity, acting on paired donors, with incorporation or reduction of molecular oxygen; iron ion binding; heme binding. The transcript has 2 exons. The record is from RefSeq and is a predicted model, not a curated record.
GCUCACACUAGUUCGUUCAUCGCCCAUCACUUCACUUGAGAAGGUAAAAAAAACACCUCCAUCCUACCUACCUCCUAAUGGAGCUUUCACCGUCGCCGGCCUCAUUCCUCGCCGUCGUGCUCGCCGCCGCUCUGUUCCUCGUGGCCAUUCUCCGCCAGCGCCGCCCCACGCGCAAGUACAACCUCCCACCGGGCCCCCGGCCGUGGCCGGUGAUCGGCAACCUGAACCUGAUCGGCCCGCUCCCGCACCACUCCAUCCACGACCUCUCGGCGCGGUACGGCCCGCUCAUGUCCCUCCGGUUCGGCUCCUCCCCCGUCGUCGUCGGCUCGUCGGUCGAGACGGCCAGGUUCUUCCUCAAGACCCACGACCUGGCGUUCAUCGACCGUCCCAGGACGGCGGCCGGCAAGCACACCACCUACAACUACUCCGGCCUCUUCUGGUCGCCCCACGGCGCGUACUGGCGCCAGGGGCGCAGGCUCUGGCAGGCCGAGCUCUUCAACGCGAGGCGGCUCGCGUCGCUCGAGCACGUCCGCGGCGAGGAGGUGCGCUCGAUGCUCAACGAUCUGCGCGCCUCCGCGGCGGCGGCGGCGGCCGGCGGGCAGCACGCGGCGGUGGCGCUCAGGGAGCACCUCUACAUGGUGAACCUCAACGUGAUCUCGCGCAUGGUGCUGGGAAGGAAGUACGUCGUCGACGGGGCCGGCUCGCCGGUGACACCGGAGGAGUUCAGGCGGAUGAUCGACGAGCACUUCUCACUCAACGGCGCGCUCAACGUCGGGGACAUGAUCCCGUGGCUCAGCUGGCUGGACCCGCAGGGGUACGUCAGGAGGAUGAAGAGGUCGGCCAAGAUGUUCGACCGGUUCCUGGAGUACGUCCUGGACGAGCACAACGAGCGGCGGCGGCGAGAGGGCAAGGAGUUCAUCGCCACGGACAUGGUGGACGUGCUUCUCGAGCUCGCCGACGACCCCAAUCUCGAGGUCCCGAUCGGGAGGGAUGGUGUCAAGGGAUUCACUCUAGACCUCAUCGGCGGCGGCACGGAUACGUCGUCGGUGACCGUCGAGUGGGCCAUGUCUGAGAUCCUCAGGAGCCCCGAGGUCCUUGCCAAGGCCAGCGAGGAGCUGGAGCGUGUGAUCGGCCGCGACCGCCUUGUGGCAGAGCAAGACAUCCCAAACCUCCCGUACAUGGAGGCCAUCGUGAAGGAGACCAUGCGCCUGCAUCCCGUUGCUCCACUUAUGUCGCCGCGGCUGUCCCGGGAGGACGUGUCCAUGGGCCGCUACGACAUCCCGGCGGGCACGCGCGUCCUCAUCAACGUCUGGGCCAUCGGCCGUGACCCGGCAGUGUGGGAAGCCCCCAUGGAGUUCCGGCCGGAGCGGUUCGUCGGGAGCGGCGUGGACGUGAAAGGGCAGGACUUCGAGCUCCUGCCGUUCGGGUCCGGCCGCCGGAUGUGCCCCGGCAUCGGCCUCGGCCUCAGGAUGGUGCACAUGAUCCUGGCCAACCUGCUGCACGCCUUCGCUUGGAGGCUCCCCGGCGGCGCGGCGGCGGCGGAGGAGCUGAGCAUGGAGGAAACGUUCUCGCUCACCGUGCCCCGCAGGGUCCCGCUCGAGGCCGUCGCCGAGCCCAAGCUCCCGGACCACCUCUAUGCCGUGCCGUGAAGCAUGCAUAUCGAUCUGCCUCCGUGCGCGCGUACGAAAUGCAUAUGAUGCCUGUGCUUUGUACCGACAAUAAGGACGAGAGACUUUUGUCACACAUCCAUGCUCGAUCCGUCUCUAUUGUUGUUCUGUGCUUGUCUCCUAGUUUCACUCUAUAACUCAAAUUUAAUGUACCCUAUAUUAUUAAUUAAAUAAAAAAAGAUUGUUAGUGUUCGAGA